Messenger RNA from Durio zibethinus, 2024 nucleotides. The record is from RefSeq and is a predicted model, not a curated record. NCBI's taxonomy places the organism in Eukaryota, Viridiplantae, Streptophyta, Magnoliopsida, Malvales, Malvaceae.
UGCCACGUGUCCCCAGUGCGAUUUCCUUUGUGAACACACACAAAAACCCGCCAACUAAAAUUAACGGACAAAAGUGAAAAAAAAAAAAAAAAAAAACGGUUUUAAAAAAUUACGAAGUCGUUUAAAUUAGAAUCAAUGAGACAAAGGAUAAAAAAGCAGAGCCUUCAUCGUGUGGUAGUCGCUGUCGCGGAGAAGCUUGAGGCGGUGGCAGCGACGGAGAGAGGCGGAGACAGACAGAGGAAAUACAAACAAUCAGACAAACCGCCGGGGUUAACGUUUUACAAAAAACGGUUACAAAUCUCUAGGUUUCUCAUUUCUUUAGACUCUCUCUCUCUCUCUUUGAUUGGAGAUUGUGUAAAUUCUCCAUUUUUGCCUCUCCGUUUCGUGUUUUCCGAUGAAUUUGUCUCUACUUUCUGGAAAUUUUAACAUUUUUUUUCGAAAUUUUCUUUUCAGCAUUUUAAAUUUUUUUGAAGAUUUUGUUUUUGUUUGUGUUAAAGGUUUCUCCUUUUCAAUUUGGAUCCAAUAACAGAAUAAAAUCACCAUCUUUCAGAGAAAUGCCAUUGAAAAGCUUUGUUCGGGAGAUUGGAAAUAUAUCAAAGAAAAGUUCAGAGAAGAAGAAACAUAAUCUUAGGCGAGGACGAGCCUUUAUUGCUCCAGAAGCUGCCUCUUCUUCUUCUUCAACUGCAUUAGUUGAGCAAGGGCAAUGGGCAAAUUUACCCCCGGAAUUACUUUUAGAUAUAAUUCAAAGAGUGGAAGCCAGGGAAACAUGUUGGCCUGGAAGGAGAGAUGUGGUUGCUUGUGCUUCUGUUUGUACAUCUUGGAGAGAAAUUACUAAAGAGAUUGUUAAGACUCCUGAACAAUGUGGCUUUCUAACUUUCCCCAUAUCUUUAAAGCAGCCUGGACCAAGGGAUACUCCGAUUCAGUGCUUUAUCAGGAGGGAAAGGGCAACUUCAACAUAUCAAUUGUAUAUGGGUCUCAGUCCUGCUCUGUCAGGUGAUUUGAGUAAACUUUUACUGGUUGCAAAAAAAGUUAGAAGGACUACCUGUACUGAUUUUGUGAUAUCUUUAGUUGGGAAUGAUUUCUCUAGAUCAAGCAACAAUUAUGUUGGAAAACUGAGGUCUAAUUUCCUUGGAACCAAGUUCAACGUUUUUGACAGUCAACCUCCAGAUGACUCUACAGUCCAAUCCAGUUGUCAAUCGCGUCUGAAAACUCGUUUGAAGCAGGUGCCUUCGAGGGUACCUAUAAGUAACUAUAACACAGCCAACAUAUCUUAUGAGCUCAAUGUUCUUCGCACCAGAGGUCCAAGAAGAAUGCAGUGUACCAUGCACUUGAUCCCCAUCUCCGCGAUUGAAGAAGUAGGAACUGCUCCUACUCCAAUGGCAUUCACAAAUUGCCUUGAUGAGGAUUCUUCUCCCUUGUUAGAUUCAGAAGGAAAAGGGCCACGAGUUGGGUUCGACUCAACUGGCUAUUAUAAGCCUCUGAAAUCAGUGCAAAGUGCACCCUUAGUUUUGAAAAAUAAAGCUCCUAGAUGGCAUGAACAAUUGCAGUGUUGGUGCCUAAAUUUUAAAGGACGAGUUACGGUGGCUUCUGUAAAGAAUUUCCAGUUGGUUGCUGCUGUAGAGGCAAGCCAAAAUGUUACAGUGGCUGAACAAGAAAAAGUGAUUCUGCAAUUUGGGAAGAUUGGUAAGGACAUUUUCACCAUGGAUUAUCGUUACCCACUCUCUGCCUUCCAAGCCUUUGCAAUCAGCUUAAGCAGCUUUGACACAAAACCUGUUUGUGAAUAGCAAUUCUCUUGUUCCCUCUACGGGCAUGAUCAUGCUAGUUUUCACUAGAAUUUGAUUGUAGAUAUUCUCUUUGGAAGCUCUUUAGGCUUUGCCAUUUUCAUGGGCAACUGCCUUUGUUACUAUGCAUACUUCUUUUAUGUAACGAGGGCUACACAAAUGUAUUCUAAGUUUUACUAUAUAUUUAUUUUUGAAUGGCAAACUCCGGACUCUCCCCUGAGCAUCUAGCUUCAUCACAUUCUG